Arctia plantaginis is the source of this 1563-nucleotide messenger RNA. The record is from the annotation of a GenBank genome assembly. NCBI's taxonomy places the organism in Eukaryota, Metazoa, Arthropoda, Insecta, Lepidoptera, Erebidae.
AUGUCGAGAUGUCUGCGGAUAUUUGGGGCCUACUCCUUCAGGUUGACAAGAAGACACUCGACUAUAUUGAUGAUAGCUUCCUUCCUAGUUGCGUUAACCAUGGUGCUGCAGUUGUAUGCACACAGACACCACGACCAAUCGCAAUCAAACCUAAGAAUGAACGCUGUCUAUAAACCUGGUGGAUUUCUAAAAAAUAAACGGCCCGAAAAUAUAAGUUACUGUUAUUUUAACUAUGGCCUACCCGAAAGGCUACGUUUCGAGAAACUUCAAAUAUAUCCGUCCCCAGAAAGUGGUAACCAGAGCUCCUACAAAGUCAUCUAUGACGCUAUUAUAGGCACAGCCUAUUUAAACCGCACCAAGAGCCAGGAAGUCACGUAUGUAACACAUGCUACUCCCGAAUUCCUAUACCAUCUUGUAGAAAUAACUAGAUACUGGGAGGGGCCUAUCAGUAUUGCGGUAUACGUACCAGGCUUUGAUUUAGAUCUUACAAUGCAAAUAAUGCACCAGCUGUGCCACUGCUACCCAGGCAUGAUGAAGGUAUCGAUGCAUUUGUUUUAUCCAAAACGGUUCCCGCCACAAAUCAGAACUUUGGAAGAGAAGAAGUUAUCUCAGAUUACGAAAAAACCAUUGGAACCUCUAAGCAGUGAAGCAAUAUCAAGAUUAAUAAAUAAGAAAUUGGGUAAUUAUAGAAAGUUGGACAAUAGCACUAGGGGACAAUAUAUACAAUGGGUAAGGAAAACGAAGAUAGAACGUAUGAUGAAAGGGUUUCAACAAGAAAUGGUGGUUCCCAAUUUAGACUUCAAAGAUUGUUCCGGUUUGGAUAACUACAACUUCUCGACGUAUCGAAAAGUAAAAUUCAUGAUGUAUCCUGUAAACGUUGGCAGAAAUGUUGCAAGAAAUGCAUCAAAGACUAAUUACUUCUUGGUCUCAGAUAUAGAGUUGAUACCGAGUUACGGUUUGGCGCCGAAGUUUCUCAAAAUGAUUAGAAAGCUUAUGGGAGACGAAAAGAGAGAUGCUGGCUGUGUGUUUGCUAAGACGGUUUUUGUUGUGCCGUUGUUUGAAGUGGAAAAAGACGUGAUCAUCCCACACGACAAAGCUUUGUUAGUACAGAUGGUGCAGAAAAAUUUGGCGAGGUACUUCCACCAGAAGUUGUGCUCUCAUUGCCAACGGUUUCCUGGAUUGCAGACGUGGUUAGCGAGACCAGCGCGAAAUGUUUUAGAGCCUAUGCUGAUCUCCAAGCGGGAAUAUCCUUAUCAUAGAUGGGAGCCUCUCUACUUCGGGACUAAUAAGGAGCCAUGGUACAGCGAGAUGUUGACAUGGGAGGGACGCCAGGAUAAAAUGACACAGAUAAUGGAGUUGUGUCUCCAAGACUACGAGUUCAAGAUCUUGGAUGGAGGUUUCCUAGUCCAUGGCCCCGACAGUCCUGCACUGCACGGUUCCCAAUUUAUCCCCAGAAAAUCACUGUACAGUAAUUCCGUGAAGUUGUAUUGUAUUAUCAUGUACUUCAAGGAAAAAUAUAACGACAGAUCGAAAUCAAUGUGCUUAUUAGAAAGUGAAUACUAA